Messenger RNA from Arabidopsis arenosa, 700 nucleotides. Lineage: Eukaryota; Viridiplantae; Streptophyta; Magnoliopsida; Brassicales; Brassicaceae. The record is from the annotation of a GenBank genome assembly.
AAAUACCAAACAUUUUGUACAAUCGGAUUUCGUAAAACCCUAAUCCAGCGAAAGUGAGAUCGUCAACUAACCGGGGAAUAUGAAGGGAAAUUGGUCAAUCGUCCGUCAGGUUCUUCACCGCCGGUUGUCCACUCUCCGGUCCUCGACACCAUCGUCGCGAUUAUCCAUUUCCGUCCGACCGCUUGUUCUGGCCUCAAACUCGACGUCAUCGCUGAUCGCUAGAAACUCGUUGUUUACGGCCUCCACCAUUGGUCCAUCCAUCGAUUUUAACUUCACCAACACUUCUCUUCUUCACCGGAGAAGCUUCGGUUCGGAAGCUGGAGGUGAAAACGGUGUUGUUAUAGUGAAAUCAGAGGAAGAGUUCAUCAAUGCAAUGAGCAAAGCUCAAGAUGAAUCUUUACCGUCGAUCUUCUAUUUCACUGCCGUCUGGUGUGGACCAUGCAGGUUUAUCUCUCCUGUAAUCGUGGAGCUUAGUAAACAAUAUCCCGAUGUAACUACGUAUAAAGUCGACAUUGAUGAGGGUGGGAUUUCGAACACUAUCAGCAAGUUGAAUAUCACGGCUGUGCCAACACUGCAUUUCUUCAAAGGAGGCUCGAAGAAAGGCGAGGUUGUGGGUGCAGAUGUCACGAAACUGAAGAAUCUCAUGGAACAGCUCUACAAGUGAAGACCCAAUCUUUUCUAGUAAAGAACGUGUGGAAUA